Messenger RNA from Carlito syrichta (Philippine tarsier), 2164 nucleotides. Its product is annotated as zinc finger protein 324B. The transcript is spliced from 5 exons. Bases 47 to 2164 code for a protein of 705 amino acids. Lineage: Eukaryota; Metazoa; Chordata; Mammalia; Primates; Tarsiidae. Gene Ontology annotation, biological process: regulation of transcription by RNA polymerase II. The record is from RefSeq and is a predicted model, not a curated record. Gene Ontology annotation, molecular function: RNA polymerase II cis-regulatory region sequence-specific DNA binding; DNA-binding transcription factor activity.
GACGGGCUAGCUUUCCAGAAGGUUCAGGGGCGGCAAAAAGGACCUGAUGGCCUUCGAGGAUGUGGCCGUGUACUUCUCCCAGGAGGAGUGGGGGCUUCUGGACACAGCCCAGAGGGCCCUGUACCGCUGUGUGAUUCUGGAAAACUUCGCCCUUGUGUCUUCGCUGGGACUCUCCACCUCCCGACCUCAUGUGGUCACCCAACUUGAGCGUGGUGAGGAGCCUUGGGUUCCCCAUGGAGCAGACACAGCCCCAACCCCAGCCAGAAACGCCCACAGAAGGCACAACCUUGGGUCCUGGCAUUUGGCAGAGGAUGGAGAUGAUUCUGGAGAAGUGGCAUCACCAGGAGCCUUUCCACAUAGGCCAUCUAGGAUACCUACUAGUAUCUGCCCUGCUGUGAGUGCCUGCCAUGCUGCAAAAAGCCUGCAGGGACAAUGUCAUGUGUCCCCAUCUCGGGAGAGGAAACCCACGGGGGUGUCAGUGAUCUACUGGGAGAGGCUCCUGAUAGGCUCAGGCAGUGGCCAGGCCAGUGUCAGCCUGCGACUGACCUCCCCUCUGAGGCCUCCCAAGGGCAGCCGGUCAAGGAAGACCCUCACAGACCACCUUGCACUGGGAAGGCAUCCCAGGGCACUCGAGCGGCAGAAACCGUGUACACAGGAUGCCCCUGGGAAAACCUUGGGGAGCGUCCAGGACCUGGAGGAUGUUAGCGUAGGGGGCACAGAUGGAACCGGUGCAGCUUGGCAUGAACCUCAGAGACUCCCCAGAGGCCAGGCGUCCCCAAGCUGGGAUGACCUGGGCGAGGCUCUCCAGGCCAGCCCUGGUCUCCUCCCUGGGGAGAAGCCCUUCGAAUGCAGGGCAUGCAACAAAGUAUUUGUGAAGAGCUCAGACCUCCUCAAGCACCUGCGCACCCACACUGGGGAGCGGCCCUACGAGUGUGCCCAGUGCGGCAAGGCCUUCAGCCAAACGUCACACUUGACACAGCACCAGCGCAUCCACAGCGGCGAGACGCCCUAUGCGUGCCUUGCGUGUGGUAAGGCCUUCCGGCACAGCUCCUCACUGGUGCGGCACCAGCGCAUCCACACAGCUGAGAAAUCGUUCCGUUGCAGUGAGUGCGGCAAGGCCUUCAGCCAUGGCUCCAACCUCAGCCAGCACCGCAAGAUCCAUGCGGGCGGGCGGCCCUAUGCCUGUGCACAGUGUGGCCGCCGCUUCUGCCGCAACUCGCACCUGAUCCAGCAUGAGCGCACACACACGGGUGAGAAGCCCUUUGUCUGUGCGCUCUGUGGAGCUGCCUUCAGCCAGGGCUCCUCGCUCUUUUUGCACCAGCGUGUGCACACGGGCGAGAAGCCCUUUGUCUGUACACAGUGUGGCCGCUCCUUCAGCCGCAGCUCCAACCUCACCCAGCACCAACUACUGCAUACAGGCGAGCGGCCCUUCCGCUGUGGGGACUGUGGCAAGGGGUUCUCCAAGGGCACUGUACUGUUGAGCCACCAGCGCAUCCACACGGGCGAGAAACCAUUUGUGUGCACACACUGUGGCCGUGCCUUCCGUGAGCGUCAGGCCCUCUUGCACCACCAGAGGACGCACACUGGUGAGAAAGCCAGCACCCCAGGCCCAGCCUGCACCCGCAAGCCAGGCCUCCUUCAAGGGCAUCAUCGGAAGAUGUACCGGGGAGGGAAGCCGAACCCACUCCCGCCACAGUUCCAGCUCCAGUCCCAAAGUCAGACAAGGCCUGAGGUGGCAGGUCGCAGCCCCACCUUUCCUGGCCUUCGAACUAUCCAGAAGCGACUCCCGGUCCGGUUCCCCAACUACGGACCCAGGAGGCCGCGGAGUCGCCAUUCUGGCCUCUCGGGAGGGCAGGGCAACUCUCCCGCCAAUGCGAUGGAGACCCCAAGAGAUGGGCGAAUGAGCUCCAGCUGUUACCUAGGGAACGACAGGGGGUGGGAGGGGCCUGAGCAGAGCGCCGACUCUGAUUGGCCAAAACAUACUCCGCCCCGCCCCUCACGUCCCGUAAUAAAGGCACCGGGACGCUGUGCACGUGCCCAGGAUUCUAACUUGGUGUACCCCUGGGGAGUUGCCGAGUCCUGGGAACCGGGUGUGAUGGAAGAGCUGCUGUCAGAGAGGCGCGGCACUGUGGAUUCUUUCAAGAGGAAGAGAGCGCCUCUCUGA